Poeciliopsis prolifica (blackstripe livebearer) is the source of this 4214-nucleotide messenger RNA. RefSeq names its product POU domain, class 3, transcription factor 3-B-like. The coding region runs from base 2790 to 4100 and encodes 436 amino acids. Gene Ontology annotation, molecular function: RNA polymerase II cis-regulatory region sequence-specific DNA binding; DNA-binding transcription factor activity, RNA polymerase II-specific; structural constituent of ribosome. The transcript has 18 exons. NCBI's taxonomy places the organism in Eukaryota, Metazoa, Chordata, Actinopteri, Cyprinodontiformes, Poeciliidae. Gene Ontology annotation, cellular component: ribosome; mitochondrial small ribosomal subunit. The record is from RefSeq and is a predicted model, not a curated record. Gene Ontology annotation, biological process: regulation of transcription by RNA polymerase II; translation.
AUUUUUAAUUUUCUUUCCAACAAAAUUACGGACAUUUGUGGAGAAGGAUAGGUGCCUGGACGACGCAAAAAUAAAGUGCUGCUGCGAAACGAUCAGCCUCCGCCGCGAGCAGCCGACCGGCCGCAGGAGCCGCACAGAAAAACAGCCCGGAGCGUGAAUACUCCAGCAGAAGCAGCAGGCAUGUGCAGGGAGAAACGGAAGCUGGGGAGACUGCGUGUCCGCUUUGCUUGAGGUUCUGCACUGAGGACGAGGAGGAACCAAAGUUUGGUGCUUGUGAGGGUCUCCUGAAAGAGGAACAAAGGAAAAGGUCAUUGAGAUUGUUGCCACAUUUUGCAUGUGCCUGGUCUAGACCACAAUGCUAAUAUUCACGACCAUUUGCGAUACAUUUCAUGCUUCAUCCCAAAACAACCUUAUUAACAAUAAAAUGUAGCGAUGUAUUAGCAGUAGUCCUUUUUGUGUAGGGUUUUGUUUGUAGUUGAACCUAAAGAGUCUUGCUGCCUAAUUCACCAAAAUUAUUUUACUUUUGAGUGCAAAUAGUCAGUUUUUCCAUUUAUGCAUAUUGUUUUUGUUUCUGUGUUUAUCAACAAAACGUCUCAAACCAAUAAUGAAAUGUUUCCAUUUAAGAAAUACUGUUAUGUUUCAAUUUUUACCCACUGCAGGACUUUGGUUUUAGCAUUUUAAUUUUAUACGCCACAGAUGCUAAUCUCAUAAUCGUAUCAUCAGCAUACAAAUUCUCUAACCAUAGCAUUAACAUGCUAAUUUUACAGCUAUAAGAUUUAUCAUGCUAACUUAGCUUGGUGUUAACAUGCUAAUUAUCCAACCACUGUAUUGGCUUUCUAAAUUUCCAACCAUUGGUUUAGCAUGCUAGUUUACCUUGAUGUUGGCAUGCUAAUUAUUGAAAGAGUCAUAGCAUGGCGAUUUUUUAACAAUGCGAUUAGAGGCCUAAUCUCUCAGCUAUAGCAUCCGAUGCGUUUUGUAAAUAAUAUUUAGCAUUUAGUCUGCAUUUUGAGACAUUUUUUCUGAACAUUUGCUACUUAUAAUAUGCGUCGUCCUAAACGGAGACACCGCUGACAAAGAAAGUGCUGCAUUUUGAGUCGAUCGUCACAUAGAAUGUGUAACAGAACGUGCCGUUAAUUGUAUUCCCCUGGAAAAACACACAUUUAAUCCCCAGUUUGUCUCAGGUGUGGCACAAGCUCCUGUUGCCGCAACUUCGAUGAAAACCUCCGAGACGAGUGAGAACCAGCGAAUGAAAGGAGCAACAUUACGUAACUGCAUCAUUCAGAGAUGCUGACAAUGCAACCAGACAUGUUAGUCAUUGCUAACAUGUCUGGUAGGAAGGGAUGUGGAGUGGUGGUGGGGGGUGGGAUUUGUUUGUGGACUAAUCCAGAAAGGCUUCAGACAAACAGCCGUGCAAAGUGUGGAGGAAGGCAUUUCAAAAGCAGCCAUAACCGCAGAGAAUGCUCCGCUAAGCUCACACCUCCGCCAUGAAGGUUACACUCUGAGGAUAACUAGAUGCACAGCGGAGCUGCAUGUAAUUUCAUUUUACAUGACACCCCGCGUUAUAUAAAGUUCAGGCAGACAAAGGAGGCGUCCCUGCGGAGGACCUUGACUCGGCUCUUCGGGCUGCAGUUUGAGGCGUUGCGAAAGCAGCACGUGUCACCAGAUGUAGCGAUGAAGGGUUGCUUUUUUUCUCCCGAACCUACGGCGCCGAACGCGUCACAGCCGGCGCCACCUCUCCACGCGGCGCGAACGACGUGAGGAAGACGUACGCCGGGAUGGAAAACCUGGGUCCAAAGGGAUUCUCAGACAUCUUCAGAGCACAUGUUUGCCGAAAGUGCAGAGGGAUAUUUCACUUGACAGAGCACGCUGAGGCAAUUCUCCAAGAACAAAGUUCUAUUGUGCUCAACUCUGAGCUCCAUUGUUUAAUUCCCUCCUAACUGACGCUCGUCUGUAGAAACUCAAGAUCCGUUUUGAUAGAAAACAGGCUGAAAGAUCUAGAAAAACUCUCGCUCCGCACUGCAGGGCCGCAAUUAGCGGUCCGAGCUAACAACCUUGAAGGUGAAAGAUAAAUGCCCGUGAUGCACCCUGUAAGAAGGCCGUCUUAUUUCUGGAGAUUAAUUGCAUGCACACUAACGUGUCGAAAAUGUGAUUCAUUAUCCACAGAGAGUCAUAUCUGGAGCUGUGUGUGAUAAAUGUAGUCAGUAAUUGAUUUUGUUUGCCAGAUUGAUUUUGCGUUCAGGGGAGGCAGGUGAGUAAUCCCGCUAAGUAAGAAUAAAGCCAUUUGACGUCAAACAGAUGCUAACAACAAAUGAAAGAAAAUUACUUUGUCCACUUGGAUUUUCUGUAGAUUGUUUUUCUCACAGGUAAUGUCAACUUUCAUGGUCAAAAUCUCCGAAUUGGCGCAUUGCCUGUUGAAAUGCCUGAAAGAAGACCCGGGUUGAGGCCGUGCAGUACCGUGCCUCACUGGUAGGAGGCAGUGCUGAGGCCCAUGAACACAACGAGCAACAGAUCACCCAGCUGAAUGUUUCCAGUUUACCCAGUCUGGGUGUGAGAGGACGAUGAAGAAGAGGAGGAGGCGGAGGAGUUGGCGGGGGGCGUCCAGAGGAAGACGCAUGCAAACCCCUUUCCAAACAAACGGCCCAGUGUGCGCGGCGCCGCCCGGCAAAAUGCCUGAAUGAAUCAACGCGAGCGACCGCACAACAGGACGUGGCGGCCGUUUAACACCGGUGUUCAGCCAAUCUGAGGCAAACAAAUGCCGCUCCGUGAUUCGCUGCUCCGCAAACCAGCCAAUGGAAAGACAGCUAGCAUAUCGAGUCCAGGGGCAUUUUUUAGUAGAUUACUUAAAAGAUGAAGCGAGCGACCAGAGGGUGACAACCACAAGUUCAUUCCACCAGAAAAUCGUACGCCGUGGUGACGCACACCAACUUCCGCCGUUGACGCGUUUGUCGUCACCAAAGAUGGCGGCGAACUGUGCUCGAAUUGUCGGGUCGUUUUUGGGCAAAAGUGUCAAUUUCGCCUCGUCUACAAGGCCAGUGACGCUGCAAGUCUGCCGACAGAUAUGCGGGACUCCAACCGUCCGCAGGAAGAACCUGGGGACCGCAGGGCCGGAGAAGUUCACCCCAGAGUUCAUCCAGAAGCAGGUGGAGGAGUUUGAGCUCGGGAAGCGGCACUUGGCCAACAUGAUGGGAGAGGAUCCCGAGAACUUCACCCAGGAGGACAUAGACAGGAGCAUCGCCUACCUCUUCCCCUCUGGCCUGUUUGAGAAGAGCGCUCGGCCCAUCAUGAAGGACCCCGUUGAGAUCUUUCCAAAGCAGAGAGCGGUGCAGUGGGGACCAGACGGGCGGCCUUUCCACUUCCUGUUCUACACCGGCAAACCGUCCUACUACUCCCUCAUGCAUGAUCUGUACAGCAAAGUUCUGAAGGUGGAGAAGCACCAGGACCAGCUAAGAGCCAAAGGACUGUUCCCGACCGAGGCCAAGAAGAUCGCUCUGGGAACCAGCAGGUGGCUGACCAAAGAGGAGCUGGAGGCGGUGCUGGUGGAGACCAUCUCCAGUCAAGACUACGACCACUACAUCCAGCUGAUGGAGCGCCUGGUGGCCAUGCCGUGCUCCAACCUGGAGCAGCAGUUUGUCAUGAGCCACCGCCAGCAGCUGGAGGCCCAGUCCAUGCAUCAGGCGGUGCCGCCGCUGCAGAAGGACGACGCCGGGGUGGACUUCAGCACCGCAGAGGGCAGGAGGAAGUCGUCCAGGGCAUCAGUGGUGCUUCGUGACUGCGGCGCAGGACGGAUCACCGUCAACGGCCAAGACUACGUCCACUACUUCCCCGUGCUGCAGGACAGGGAGCAGCUGAUGUUCCCGCUGCAGUUCUGCGGCCUGCUGGGCCGUUUCGACCUGGACUGCUCGGUGAGCGGCGGCGGCAGAUCCGGCCAGACGGGGGCGCUGCGGCUCGCCAUCUCCCGGGCGCUGCUCAGCUUCGUGUCGCAGAGCGAAGGGGAGGCCAUGAGGCAAGCUGGUCUGCUGACCCCUGACCCCCGGGUCAGAGAGAGGAAGAAGCCCGGACAGGAGGGAGCGCGGCGCAAGUUCACCUGGAAGAAACGCUGAGGAUCUCAGCUGCUGCAGUGACAUUAUCUGUCCAGUAGAUGGAGCCAGGCUGUAAAAUAUGAACAUUUUUCCUGUUGUGAUGAAAUAAAUUAAAGAUUUUCUUAUAAAAACAGA